Molecule: messenger RNA, 390 nt
Organism: Morchella importuna
Lineage: Eukaryota; Fungi; Ascomycota; Pezizomycetes; Pezizales; Morchellaceae
Exons: 2
Coding region: 1-390 (129 amino acids)
Source: RefSeq, a predicted model, not a curated record
AUGCUUGAGCUUCUUUCUGGGGGCAGAGGGGACAAAGGCACUGGGUGGGUUACGUUGCAGCUCGUCGGGCGCUCUGGGAGUACUGCAGGGGAGGUGGCCAAUUGCAUGGUACUAGAUGUGAGGGUGCAUAGGUACUUUAAUGGGGGGAUUUUUGAGAUAGUACCGGUUAUAGGGGGGGUGGAGCGGGAGUAUGAUCCAAGUGUUGUGAGCAGCUACGAUAUAAGUACCGACUACCCCGGCUGCGAAACUCUCUCCCUUUACUGCUUCGUUUACUCCACGCAGAUCCCGCAGUGCCCAGUAUCCUUCGCGCUCCUGACCCCCGGCACAAGAAUUGGAAAAAGGAUGGUACGCUGGGUUCUUUCUUCAAUGUAUUCCCCUGCACACCACUAG